AUGUCGGACAGCGAGGAUGAAAUUGUCCAAUCCACUCUGUCUUCCCCAGCCAACAGCGACGGGAAUUUAUCACAUUCAAAUGUCGACUAUGAGGACUAUGACUCGAACGCCGACUCCCUCCCUUGGGUAGAAUUUGGGCGUCCCAUGCCGGAGGAGACAGAGCGAAUGAAAUACCGAGAUAGAGUCCACGAGCAAAUUGGAGUGGAGAUGAUAGGCGAAAUAUUCGUCUGCCCCGUUGAUCCAUUCCUUGACCAUUACCUCCCACCCCUGCCCGGUUCUGUGGACGUGGCUGCUGUGGUGGAGGAGCUGGCGAAGGCGAAUCUCCUCAUUAAGGAUCACACUACGCAGUCCUACCGCUUUGCAGGGUUUGAAGAGGGUUUCGGUGCGGAAGAUGAUGACGCCGACGAGGUUGAACGAGAGGAAGUGUGUUUCACUUUCUCCCCGUUGACGGCCAUCGGCGAUGCCAUCCGUGCAAUCCUGAAGGGUAUGGGAGUCAGGAUCAACCCAUUCCGCCUUGCCCUGUGCCUCAAUCCGUGGCUUAAGGGCGGACACUUGCCUUUGGAUGCUAUGGCAUGCAAGGUUGACGGGUGCAUAACCUCCGCGAGCUUGGAUUUCGAUGGAGCUGUUGUACAGCCUGCCGGAGAGCUCUGUCCUACGGAUUUAGUCGUUCCUAUCGCGCUCAAGGCGUGUCGUCAUGAUUACACUACUAAUAACCUCCAGAUUGUUGUAUCUGCUAACCAUAUCUUUAAUGAAGAUGCUCGACGAAGAUUCAGUUACGGCAUCUCCAUUGAGGGCGAAUACGCCUCCAUUUGGUACUUUUCUCGUUCACAUUCUAUGAAAGCUGAUAGCUUCAACUUUAUCGAGGAGCCGGAAUUGCUGGUCAAAGUUCUAGCAUCACUCUUCUGUGCCACGGAGGAGCAGCUCGGAUUCGAUUCACACAUCACGCUCAUUCCAGGUCGCGACCCCAGGACGUACCUAUACGAACUACCCGCCGACGGGGUCACGAGGCUCGAAUCGCAAUUCUUCAAGACGACACAGAUAAUCCACGAGCCCUGGUCCAACCGAAUAGCGGGGCGCAUCACUCGAGUGUGGAAGGUCGUUCAGGUCAAAUCGAAGGACGAUUUGGACGCCAUCGACCCGAAAGCAGCUCCCUUGGCACUGAAGGACGCCUGGAUUAAGGCCAGUGCCGACGAUGAGUACCAAAUCCAGCAGAACGUUUUCCGCGACAUCGACACGUUUUACGCUGACGACGGUUGGCGUUCCCAUCCCCUGCUGUCUGACAUUGCGAGUGACGACGUGGAAGAUAUCAAAGACGUACUCGAAAACUAUAAGAAUUUCUUCUCUGUUAUACGACUUCACCACUCGAGUGAACCGAAUAAGCCAAUCUCAUCGGAGGGGUGUUGGACCGAAGAGAAUCUCUUCUUUCCUUCAUGGACGCGGAGCAGCCCGUUCCAAUCCCGAGAUACAUCCUGGCAAUUGGAACGAGAGAUUCGGGCAUUUGAGAGCAAGCGACGGUGCUUCUUUGUGUAUGAGCACGUCUGCACACGGAUAAGCGAUCUUCCUACUUUAGGAGAUGCGAUGGACGUACUAUUCCAAGCGUAUGCUGUGCUAAUGGUGAUGUUCUGUGCUGGGUGGGUUCACCGGGACAUAAGCCACGGGAAUAUCUUGGCCUUCAAAGAGGAAGGGGUAUGGCAAGUGAAACUCUCCGACCUCGAAUAUGCCAAGCGAUUCCCUCCGGACAGCGCGCAGACCAGCUCUGCCCCUAAGACGGGAACGCCUUUCUUCAUGGCACACGAAAUCUUAACCUCCUCGUCACUCUCGGGGUUCUACCACCAAAAUCUCGCCGUCCCGAAGCGCACAUCCAGGCGCGCUGCCAGGCGCGGUGGUGCGGUCGAAUCCAGCCCCCCAGUCAUCAUCGUCCACAAUUAUCAGCACGAUCUCGAAUCGUUAUGGUGGAUGGCUCUCUGGCUUGUCACCAUGCGAAUCGACUACGAGGAGUCCUACGACGCUGUCCAGUCCAUAUUCAGCGGCUCAACACCCAUUUCUACGGAGCGUAGGAACUGCUUUACUCUAGGCAUCACCUCAGAUAUUAAGGACGAGUUCCAUCCGUCCACUAGAAAUUUCGUCCCCUCUCUCGAGAUCGUCCGCCGUACCUUUAUAGCUGGUUACAAGACUCGCCAUCCGAAGGACGUGUGCAAACGGGAGCAGUACAGCCUCGUCUGCGCUGGGUUUUUCAACUUCUUUGGUGAGAUAGAGGAAGACCGAGAUGUUUGGGGGCCGCUUCCCCUCUCGAAUCCAACGUGA
Molecule: messenger RNA, 2304 nt
Organism: Coprinopsis cinerea okayama7#130
Lineage: Eukaryota; Fungi; Basidiomycota; Agaricomycetes; Agaricales; Psathyrellaceae
Product: other/FunK1 protein kinase
Exons: 8
Coding region: 1-2304 (767 amino acids)
Source: RefSeq, a predicted model, not a curated record